This is a messenger RNA of Paramormyrops kingsleyae, 3561 nucleotides long. Lineage: Eukaryota; Metazoa; Chordata; Actinopteri; Osteoglossiformes; Mormyridae. The record is from RefSeq and is a predicted model, not a curated record.
UCACACAGACAGUGACAGAAAGAAAACUCAAGCGCCUUCGACUUUGAAGGAACAAGCGCGGACAGUUGUAACAGCUGUCCGCGAUACGUCGUCAUUAUAUUGCAUUUCAGGAAUGUGAAAGUGGGUAAGAUUAAGCGCCGAUGACAUUUAGUUGCGGUGCAAACAGACUGAACGGAGGGUAGAUGGUACGCAGCGCACGGAGAGGAGAAAAGGUUUGUGACAAGGAAAGGUGCCCCGGGGACGUUGCUGAGAGACAUGCUCAUUGCGUGCACUAGCAGGGAGGGUGUCAGGGGGAUCUGCCACUAAGCACACAGGAGGACCCCGCCUCCUGCGGCGGCACGCGGAGAGCGAAGGCUUGUUGUCUCACCCCUGUGCCUGGCAGCCCCGCCGAUUCCACGUCACCCCAUCCUACAGUAGCCAUGGCCUUCACCCUGUCAGAGAUCAUGGCGGCGCGCCGGCAGCAGCGCGGCUCCAGGACGGCGGUGGAUGUGGACGAGUACAGCGCCAACCCCACGCAAGCCUUCACCUUCUACAACAUCAACCAGGGGCGCUUCCAGCCUCCCCACGUCCACAUGGUGGAGCCCCUGCCACACGACACGCCAAAGCCGCCCGGCUACACGCGCUUCGUCUGUGUGUCUGACACCCACUCGCGUACUGACGGCAUGCAGAUGCCCUACGGCGACGUGCUCGUCCACGCCGGUGACUUCACUGAGCUCGGCCUGCCCAGCGAGGUCAAGAAGUUCAACGACUGGCUAGGCACCCUGCCCUAUGAGAUAAAAAUCGUCAUCGCGGGCAACCACGAGCUGACCUUUGACCAGGAGUUCAUGGCGGACCUCAUCAAGCAGGACUUCUACUACUUCCCGUCCGCGUCUAAGCUGAAGCCAGAGAAUUAUGAGAACGUCCAGUCCCUGCUGACCAACUGCAUCUACCUGCAGGACUCGGAGGUGACUGUGAGGGGCUUCCGCAUCUAUGGCUCCCCCUGGCAACCCUGGUACUACGGUUGGGGCUUCAACCUACCCAGGGGACAGGCCCUGCUGGACAAGUGGAACCAGAUCCCCGACUCCACCGACAUCCUGGUGACACACUGCCCCCCGCUGGGCUUCCUGGACUGGGUCCCGAGGAAGAUGCAGCGCGUGGGCUGCGUGGAGCUGCUGAACACGGUGCAAAGGCGGGUUCAGCCCAAGCUGCAUGUCUUUGGGCACAUCCAUGAAGGCUAUGGAGUCAUGACUGAUGGUGUCACCACCUUCAUCAACGCCUCCGCCUGCACGGUGAACUUCCAACCCAUGAACCCGCCCAUAGUCUUCGACUUGCCCACUCCGAGGAGUACAUGAUUGAGAAAAGCCCCCUCCCUUUGCUCCUCCUCCCCUUACAGACCCCGACAGGUAACGGGUGUGGUCGGUUCGACAGAUAAGGCACUGGGCAGGGUGGGUGGGAGACAAUUUGUAAAUAUGCAAGGUUCCGUCGGACUGCGUCCAUGAUGACCGCUGCAGUCCAGCUUCCUGUAGAGUCCACGUGUGCAGCUGUGUUGUGUACCGUCUCUGUUUUCUUCUUUUAAAAAAUGAUUUCAGCACUAUUGCGCGAUGAUCUCUGUCCUCUGGAAGAGCGAUGUUUUUAAACCUCUGUUGACUUUGGUUAGUUGACAAUCCCCUGUGGCAGUCUCUCGGCUUGGAAAGCCAUCGCUUCCUCCCGUUGAUCCGGACUCUGAGAAAAGAGGCUCAGUAUCGGCGUCUCUCGACUCCUCCCCGCCGUCUCCCUGGGGUAUCCUCCUCGCGCGUUUCCGCCAUCUCCGAUUCGACGGAUGCACAAACGCCGUUUCCCCUGCACCAGCUGCUCGGUGCUCCUUCGAAGGUUUUGCGGAAGUGCGGAACCUUCCGAUGGUCCUGAACCCCUCCAGGUUCCGGGAGGCGACCCCCCCUCGCUACCCGAGCGGCCACAACCCUUGUAAGUACCGGGAUUGGCCCCCUCCGCACCGUGAAUUCUCGAGGCCCGGUUUUGAUGGUCCCCGCGCUGGCGAGGGCCCGGGGGAAGUGCAGAUCAAAGAGGACCUGAGAGGGAACAGGAAGCUGACGCCACAGGGCCCGUGUGAAAUUGAAUGUCAAGCACAUUGACACUGCUCUCCAGAGAUUCAUUAAAACUUUCUGUAGGCUUCUUAUGGAUCUAAAAAUGUGUUGAGGGGCUCUCCUAUGCUCUCUGUGUAAUUUCCCUGUGCCUAAUAAGCUCAACCUCUCAUCCUCUGCUGAAGUGUCAUGUUGCCAACAAGUUUAUUUCAGGGUCACUAGCAGUUAUCUCUUUUUAGAUAAUUGUUACUCAGCUGUGCUUCACACUGUGGAAUCAGAAGUUUGGUGUGUAUUAAUUGUCUUCUGAGUAGGGGUCAUGCAUCUCCUGGCUCCCACGAAAGAUGGCUCAUUCUGGAAGGCUGAAUACUUUUUUUUGUGGGUGUUUUUAGUACAACUUCCAGAAAGUUAAUAACAACAUUCCAGUUGUUAAAAUAUACUUUUAAUGUAUCGCUCAGUAGUGGGGAAAAUGUUUAAGUAAUUUAUUUAAUAUUUCACCUGUAAUGUAAUAAAUAAAUUAAAAUAAAUAUCUUUGCUCCAAAUAACGUCUGGCAUUUUUUCCAAAUACUUCUGUUCCUUACAAAUUAGUCUGUGUUUGGUUAAACGGAUAUGGUAUUUCAAAGUUUAAUGCAAUGGUUGGAAUUGUUAAUGGCUAUGGAAUUUCCUUUUUAACAAUGGUAGUAAGAAUAUGCUUGUACUGUAUGUGGACUGAGUCUGUUUGUUAACUGUUACCAUUGCUCACCUAUUUUGCACAAAUUUCUGUUCAGGUCAACCACUGUAAACAUGGCUUUUAUUAAAGUACUUCAAAGAAUAAUCACACUCUCCCUAAUAACUUAUACGUAAUGCGUAUUUCACAUGGUAAGAGUACAACUGGACUUUGAUCCUAGUGCUCCUAUUAUAAUUUAUUCAUGCUCCUUCUAGCUACAAUUUGCUCCUGUGAGUUUCAAAAUGGUUGCCAUUACCAGCAUACAUUGUACAGUAUUAUUAUGAAUUCAUAACAAUUACUAAGCAAUUUGGACCAUAUGAAUCGUGAGAGAAUUGAAUUUUAAGCUCAAUAAUGAUCGUUUUUAUUAUGUACUCUGAUUCCCAGCAAGCACUUAAAAUGAUUGUUACUUUUAUGCUGGCACAAACACUUAAAGAAUGUUCCAUGUUGGCAUUUAUUAUGGGUACUGUGCUCUUCUUGAAAACUAAAGUUUGGCUGUAGUGUUUCUUGCUGACUUCUUUGGGGCAUGCCGUUUCGGUUUUUUAAAAAAAAGGCUUUUUUCUCUGAUAAUUUCUGUGCUGUGUAAUUCAUUUGAGACACUGUUGAAAUGUUUUGAUUUAAUAAUGUAUGAUAUUUUAUAAUCCCUUCAGCAAAAAAAGAAAAAAAAACUUUUAAUAUUGAAUAUGAACUAUGUUAGUGCAUCAGGAGGUGGGGUCCUAUUAUGUACAUCCUACAUGCAGUUCAGUUCUUCUGGUUUCCAGAAAAAGGAUUGAUGCUAAUUAAAUUAAACCUCAUGUGCACUGG